Molecule: messenger RNA, 933 nt
Organism: Adineta steineri
Lineage: Eukaryota; Metazoa; Rotifera; Eurotatoria; Adinetida; Adinetidae
Source: the annotation of a GenBank genome assembly
AUGAAAGAUCUAUCGUUCUUUGUCUGCUUCAUCUCAAUAUUUCUCAUUGGUUAUUCUGUUACAUCUUACUCUUUAAUUACAACGGAGCAACAAGUUAACUGGUAUCAAACAUCCGGUAAUAGUCCAUCGACGACUUAUACAUUGGCGAACGACGGUAGUGGACUCUGGAACUUUACUAUUAUACGUAAUGUUAUUGAUUGGGGCAUGUGGAAAGUCUAUGGACAGGUCGAGUUAUUAGAUCAUCAACAAGUUGAUGAUAACACAAUUAGUGCUGACAAUGAUGCUUAUGGUAACACAGUAUUUGUUUUCACGAUAAUUUUUGUUUGCAUUGCUAAUGUAUUACUUCUCAACGUGCUCGUUGCAUUGUUUAAUGUUACGCUAGAAAAAACUAAAGAACAUGCACAUAUUAGUUGGGCUUAUCAGCGGAAUGCCAUCGGUCUAGAUUAUUUUCGGAUUACUAAGGAAUAUCCACUAGGAGAACAAAUCGGAACUGAAAACGGAGAUUCGUCUAUAAAGAAAUUUUCUGCUCCCAAAAUUAAAAUUGAAAAAGAUCAGUAUUUGGGUAUUCGAUUUUCAUCAGAAGCUGGAAGUCCGUUUAGUACGGAGCGCAAUCAGUACUAUUGCUAUUUUGAUGGUGAAACUGAUCCUGAAACACCUCUACAAUUUACAAGAUGCUGGACGAAAGGAAUUGCAAUGAGUUUUCAUGUUCAACCAACUCAAGCCGAGCGAUAUACAUAUCGAAUUUAUGACAAUAUUUUGCGAGAGCGUAGCAUUGCUCAGGACUAUUGGGAAAAUGUCAUCGAAUGUCUCAAAAAAGAAGAGAGACAUACGAUUCAGCAGUAUAGUGCUGAAGAAGCUAAUUGGAAAAAAGUGGUGAAAUUGGUUCAUGAAUCAAAUAAGAAUCACAAUCAACCGAGACUCUCUAAUGAAUAA